This is a messenger RNA of Lutzomyia longipalpis, 3646 nucleotides long. RefSeq lists its product as uncharacterized. The record is from RefSeq and is a predicted model, not a curated record. The coding region runs from base 1 to 3558 and encodes 1185 amino acids. NCBI's taxonomy places the organism in Eukaryota, Metazoa, Arthropoda, Insecta, Diptera, Psychodidae. The transcript is spliced from 14 exons.
AUGCGAAAACGACAGAGAUUAUGGUUUAUCAUUUUGGAAUUAACAUUAAUUAUUUUUGUAUCAGAGAUUACAACAGUUUUCGGUCAAACAACGUGUAACAAUGGAUUGGGAAGGGUUCUGUAUGAGCGCCUACCUAAUCAGCAACUUCAGGGAUUUGAUGAUGAUGUAGUUCGGGACACAGCACCGCCUUUUCGUGUUCUCGAAAAGUGCCAAGAUCUCUGUCUUAGAGAUCGAACAGCUGCAAAUAAUCUAGUUAGAGCUUGUACGAGCUUUGACUUCCAACCCGGUAGUCGUAUCACCUCCUUUGGCGGUAAUCCCGAAUAUGAGGAAUCAACAUGCUACCUAACACGCGAACAAGCUGCUCCCGAAGGCAUUGGGAAUUUAAUGCUCGUCCCAAAUAGUGUUCACUUUACCGAAGUUUGCCUUACCUCAAGUCGCCCUGAAAGGGAGUGUCCAAGUCGUCGGUAUGUCUUUGAACGGCAUCCCAGGAAGAAGCUAAAACUCCCUGUUUCGGACAUCAAGGAAAUGACAGCAGCCAAUAGAUCCGAUUGCGAGGAUAAAUGCCUCAAUGAGUUCUCCUUUGUGUGUCGCUCAGCUAAUUUUGAUUCAGCUAUGAGAAGUUGCUCCCUGAGUCGCUUUACGCGACGAACACAUCCUGAACUCAUGGAAGACGAUCCCAAUUCGGACUACUUGGAGAAUACAUGCCUCAACGCCGAGAGACGUUGCGAUGGUCUGGCUAUUUUUGUCAAGGAGGAAAAUAAGAAACUCGGUGGACCCUUUGAGGUGGACAUCUUCAACAAUAUGACCCUUGAGGAAUGUCAAAUGAUGUGCCUAAGGGCGGAAAAGUAUUUCUGCCGAUCAGUUGAGUUUGAUGAUCAAACUAAGCAGUGUAUUGUAUCAGAAGAGGAUUCCAUCUCGCAAAAGGACGAAAUCAACGUUAGUUCUAGCCCUACGCAUCAUUUUUAUGAUUUAGUUUGUCUAGAUAAUCAACGAGGAUCAGAGUAUCCGGAUAAUUCUGUAACAUCCCAUCUAUUUUCUGGAGGACGACGUCCUGACACGGCUUUCCAGAGAUACCGAAAUUCACGAUUAGGCGGUGAAUUUCAUUCUGAAAUAACCGGAAGAUCUCUCAGUGAAUGUUUGGAUGAAUGCUUACGCCAGACAAGCUUUCAAUGCAGAUCGGCUGUAUAUAGCGAUCGCUUCCGCACAUGUCGUCUUAGCAGGUACAAUCAAAAGGACGGUAUGCGCAUUAUCUACGAUGCUGAUUAUGAUUACUACGAAAACCUGAUGCUUGGUGGGGAUGGUAUGGAUGAUCGCGAUCGUCCUGCUAUGAGACCAGAUAUGGGAAAUGAUUGGCGAAAUCCAUAUCCAGGUGAUAAAGAUCGGUAUCCUGAUGACAGAUAUCCGAAUCGACCUGAUCGUUACCCAUCACAGUGGAGACCAGAAAUGGGAUAUGAUCGCUUCCCAGGCUAUCCAGAUCAUGAUCAAGGAUACGAUCGUGGGUACCCAAGUGGAGGAGGCUACCCAAGCGGAGGAGGAUACUACUAUGGAUACAGGGAUACAGGCUACGGAGGCUAUGACAGAGAUCGUGGCUAUGGGCGUCCAGUACAACUGAGUCCUGGCUACCCUCCGUAUGAAGCUCCCCUUCCAGUUCGUCCCUUAGGCGGUGGAUCAGGCUAUGAUAACAACAUUAAUUCCUUGACGGGUGAUGGAUUCGGUGGCUACGGACCUGUAGGACCAAUUAGGCCUUUUGGUUCUCGCUGCGAGGAAGACAGCUACAAGCAGGUUGCGUCUCGUCACCGAAUGCGACGUCCCUACAUUCGACGAUCCAUGACAGUGCCUACACUCUCGCACUGCCAGCGAGAAUGUACAGACACGAGGGAUUUCUCCUGCAGAAGCUUCAACUACCGCGAGGGUGGCUAUGCUGUAGAUCAGGACUCCAACUGUGAGCUAAGUGAUCGCGAUACGAGAGAUAUGGAUCUCCAGGAUCCCAUGAUGUUUGAUAUUGGAGCUUAUGAUUACUACGAGAGAAGUUCUGCAAGGAAUGGCCUAGAUGGGGAUUGCUUGGACGUCUCUCAAACCUGCAACGAGGAUGGAAUGGAGUUCACAUUGAGGACACCUGAGGGUUUCAUCGGAAGGAUUUAUACAUACGGAUUCUAUGAUCGAUGCUUCUUCAGAGGAAAUGGAGGAACUGUUAAUGUUCUCAGAAUUAGUGGCCCACAGGGAUAUCCCGAAUGUGGCUCUCAAAGAUACGGAGACACAAUGACCAACAUUGUAGUUGUUCAAUUUUCGGACAAUGUGCAAACCGGCAGGGAUAAGAGAUUCAACUUGACUUGUCUAUUUCGAGGCCCUGGUGAAGCAGUCGUUACAUCCGGAUACAUAGGAGCAGGGUCUGGCAGUCCAAUCCCCAUUGAAUACCUCCCAGCUGAGAAUACGAUGAACAACAAAAUUCGCCUUUUAAUCCUUUACCAAGGAAGACCAACGACAACAAUUGCAGUUGGUGAUCCUCUCACAUUCCGCCUUGAAUCGCAGGAUGGCUACAAGCAAGCUGGAGAUAUUUUUGCCACAAACGUCAUAGCAAGGGAUCCCUAUUCAGGGCGAAGUGUGCAGCUUAUUGAUCGACAUGGGUGUCCUGUAAAUCCAUACGUAUUCCCGGAGUUGGAUAAACUCCGUGAUGGGGAUACACUGGAGGCCAGAUUCAAUGCAUUUAAAAUUCCAGAAUCGAAUUUCCUAGUCUUUGAAGCCACAGUCCGUUCCUGCCGCGAUGGAUGCCAACCAGCUUACUGCCCAGGACCUUCAGGGAGGUCUGAACCGUCAUUCGGGAGGAAGAAGCGUGAAAUCAAUGGGACACUUAUUGCCCAAGCGACAAUUCAACUGAAUGACACUGAACUCAAUGAAACUCAGGAAGAUGCCAUUGAUCCAUCAUCAACGGAUGAGACAACAAUUUAUAGCACCGAAGAGGAGGUGACCAGUGAUUUCCCUGAACAAGUUAGGGAAAUGAUUGAGGUGUUUGAAUCGAGAGAAGAAAUGGAACAGGAUGCCUAUGCGAGGAAAAUUGUAGCACCUCAGGAAACUGUCUGCAUUUCCCCCUCAGAGUAUCACGGAUUAAUUAGCGCUGUUAUCCUACUCAUGAUCUUACUCCUGAGCAUUUCACUCAUAGCUGGACUUGCCUACAGAAGAUACUGGCAUGUUUUAAUGAAAAAUCGCUAUGCUGACAGAAGUUCCCCCGUAACAUCCUUUAGCCCAUCUGCAAUACACCAAAAUCUCAAUAUAUCGAGCGUUAAUAGCCAAUUUGAUGCAUCAGGACGCAAUAAUUCGCACCGAUCUGGAAGUACAGGGAGACCAGGACUCUCCCUUUUCAGUGGGAAUCUUCAAAAGACCUUUGCAACCGGGAACCUCUCAAGGAUGUGUCAAAUUCCUGUAAUGAAUCCAAUAAGGAAUAAUGGAGAUCAACCAUUAGAAUUUGAGGAUCCAAGCGAACCAAUUUACACAGAUCCAUCGCUAUUCGAACGAUCAAGAUCACUACGAAGCAUCGCUGUGCGUCAGAGUAAUGAAACAUGAGCGUCUACCUGAUAAGAAUUCCAAGUCCUCAAUUUCUUUUCUUCCUUAGUUUAUAUACAAAUACAUAUAUGCAAAUUAAAAAAAAAAA